Populus nigra (black poplar) is the source of this 2096-nucleotide messenger RNA. Its product is annotated as cell division control protein 6 homolog B-like. Gene Ontology annotation, molecular function: DNA replication origin binding; ATP hydrolysis activity. Lineage: Eukaryota; Viridiplantae; Streptophyta; Magnoliopsida; Malpighiales; Salicaceae. Gene Ontology annotation, cellular component: nucleus. The record is from RefSeq and is a predicted model, not a curated record. The transcript has 17 exons. Bases 106 to 1641 code for a protein of 511 amino acids. Gene Ontology annotation, biological process: mitotic DNA replication checkpoint signaling; DNA replication initiation; cell division.
AAGCCCUCCUCUGCCUUCUAUUUAUCCAUCAACGCCUCACUAUCUCUUCGUAAAAUUAUUUUUUAGUCUCUCUAAAUCCUAAGAAGCACUUAAAUUCAGUUAGUGAUGCCGUCAAUCGCAGGCUGCAGCUCUUCAAUCAUGGCCGUCAAAUCGGACGAGAUCUCUCGAUCCAACGGUGAAACUACUCCUCAGAAACGGAGAUUAAGAUCUAACGCAGAUCUAGUGAUGCACGAGAGUCCGAUUUCUUCUCCUUUGAAGCGGAAAUCGCCUCGCCGAUGCGUCGAUUCGAGCCCUAACACUCCUACUAAUGGAAUUGAGAAACUAGAAAAGAAAUGCAAAUCGCCUGUGAAGAAAGAAUUGUCAAAUAAUCUCAGCGAGAAACCAAAUUGGAAUCCAAGAGAUGUAAAGCAAGUAAGCGUUGUGAAGGAGGUGUUGCAUGUGUCGACAGCACCAUCUAGUGCUGUGUGCCGUGAAGAUGAGCAGAAAAGGGUCUUUGAUUUCUGUAAGGCGUGUAUAGAGCAGGAAAAGGCUGGGAGUUUGUAUGUGUGUGGGUGCCCGGGGACUGGGAAAUCAUUGUCGAUGGAAAAAGUGAAGCAGUGUUUAGUUGAUUGGGCAAAAGAGGCUGGGUUUCAGCCUCCAGAUGUACUGACCAUGAAUUGCACUUCAUUACCAAAAACAUCUGAAAUCUUCAAGAAGGUGAUGGAGAAAAACCAGCCGGGGAAGAAAAUCAAUGGAUCUACCUCACCUCUACAACAUCUCCAGAACUUGUAUUCGCAGCAACAAAAGUCACUGGGCUCCAAAAUGAUGCUUAUAAUUGCUGAUGAGUUGGAUUAUUUAAUAACCAAGGACCGUGCUGUCCUCUAUGAUCUUUUCAUGCUUACAACUUUCCCAUUUUCUAGAUGCAUAUUGAUAGGAGUAGCAAAUGCCAUAGACCUGGCAGAUCGCUUUCUUCCGAGACUUAAGUCAUUGAAUUGCAAACCUAUGGUUAUAACUUUCAGGGCCUAUUCCAAGGAUCAAAUCCUCAGAAUACUUCAGGAGAGGCUACUGGCAGUGCCACACACAGUUUUUCACCCACAUGCAAUGGAACUUUGUGCCAGAAAAGUUGCAGCUGCAUCUGGAGACAUGCGUAAAGCCCUUUGUGUUUGCAGGAGUGCAAUUGAGAUUCUAGAAGCAGAACUUAGAGAAUCUACGAGCAUUCUAACUUCUGAUAAAGAAUUGUCUCAACAAAAGACAGCUCCAGCUUGUAUUAAAACACAUGAAAAUGACAUCGUGAGGAUUGAUCAUAUGGCUGUUGCUUUAUCAAAAGCUUUUAGGUCACCAACAGUGGACACCAUACAGUCCCUCCCUCAGCAUCAACAAAUGAUACUGUGCGCUGCUGUGAAGUUUUUCCGUGGAGGAAAGAAGGAUACUACUGUAGGAGAGCUAAACAAAUCUUACAUGGAGAUCUGCAAAUCAACAAUCAUACCACCGGUUGGGAUUUUGGAAUUCUUGAGUAUGUGCAGAGUUCUAGGUGACCAGGGGCUUCUUAAACUAGGUCAGUCUCGUGAUGAUAAAUUAAAGAGAGUAACCUUAAAAGUAGAUGAAGCAGACAUCACAUUUGCAUUGCAGGGAGUCCGAGUCUUCCGGAAUUGCCUUCAGUGAUGCUAAUAAUUGACGAGUACGAGGAUUUUUAUCUCUCUUUCAACUUCAUAUCUGGUCGCUAUUUAUCAGAGUACUCCACCUAUUCCAAGAAUCAUGCUAAGGUGAAUGCAUGAUGGAGACAUGCAAAGAGCUAAGAGAGAGAGCAGACCUGGAUUGCAUGAACCGUUUUAUUUUCAACCACAAUGAGAGCUGCCAUUUACAGAAAUAUCGACAGGAAAAGGACUAAUUCAGUACAGAUUUAUAGUAGUGUGCAAAUUAAGUCACUGCUUUUACAAUAGCUGUAUUACAUUUUAUGAAGUCAGUGGAAAGGUUUUGCUCCUGAUCCCCCCCCUGCAAUAACGAAGGGAAAAGCUUCUUCUUUUUCGUCCGUGGUGCAAAACAUGUAAAAUGUUUUAGGACUAAAAUGUAAAAUGUUUGCAAGUUUGGGUGCCUUUGCCCACUCAUCGUUGAAGGUA